UGGCCGGGGCGGGCAGGUCGCCGCCUCGAGAUCUGGCACGAAAGCCGCACAGGCUGUGAGGGUGUUGGCGGGGUGUCGAGAGGAGGCGCGGGGGCCCCGGCGAGGGUCCGGCCCUUGGGGUCCGGCCUGAAGCGGGAAGGGGUUCUGGAGCUGAGGUGGCAGGGAGGCAAGAUGACAUCUCUCCCUCAAGCUUGGAACAGCUGAAGGAAACAACAGGACAAGAUGAGAACAACCAAGGUCUACAAACUCGUCAUCCACAAGAAGGGCUUUGGGGGCAGUGAUGAUGAGCUAGUGGUGAACCCCAAAGUAUUUCCUCACAUCAAGCUUGGAGACAUCGUGGAGAUUGCUCACCCCAACGAUGAAUACAGCCCUCUGCUUUUGCAGGUCAAGUCACUUAAGGAAGAUUUACAGAAAGAAACUAUCAGUGUGGACCAGACCGUGACUCAAGUGUUCCGUCUACGACCUUAUCAAGAUGUCUAUGUAAAUGUCGUAGACCCUAAGGAUGUGACCCUUGACCUAGUGGAAUUAACCUUUAAGGAUCAAUACAUUGGUCGUGGGGAUAUGUGGCGACUAAAGAAAAGUUUGGUCAGCACAUGUGCCUAUAUCACUCAGAAGGUGGAAUUUGCUGGCAUCAGGGCACAGGCUGGUGAGCUGUGGGUCAAGAAUGAGAAGGUCAUGUGUGGCUAUAUCAGUGAAGAUACCAGGGUGGUGUUCCGUUCUACGUCGGCUAUGGUUUACAUAUUUAUUCAGAUGAGCUGUGAAAUGUGGGAUUUUGAUAUUUAUGGGGAUCUAUAUUUUGAGAAAGCUGUGAAUGGUUUCCUUGCUGAUCUUUUUACCAAGUGGAAGGAGAAGAACUGUAGUCAUGAAGUGACAGUGGUCCUAUUUUCUAGAACUUUCUAUGAUGCGAAAUCUCUUGAUGAAUUUCCUGAAAUAAACCGAGCUUCAAUUCGACAGGAUCACAAGGGGCGAUUCUAUGAAGACUUUUAUAAAGUGGUGGUGCAGAAUGAGAGGAGAGAAGAGUGGACUUCACUCCUCGUGACCAUUAAAAAACUCUUCAUCCAGUAUCCAGUGUUGGUGCGACUGGAACAGGCAGAGGGCUUUCCUCUAGGAGACAAUUCUACCUCAGCGCAAGGAAACUACCUAGAGGCUAUCAAUCUGUCAUUCAAUGUGUUUGACAAGCAUUACAUCAACCGUAACUUUGACCGAACGGGGCAGAUGUCUGUGGUGAUCACGCCUGGGGUGGGCGUGUUUGAAGUGGACCGUCUGCUCAUGAUCCUCACCAAGCAGCGGAUGAUAGAUAACGGAAUUGGCGUGGACUUGGUGUGCAUGGGGGAGCAACCUUUACAUGCUGUCCCAUUGUUCAAGCUUCAUAAUCGGAGUGCACCGUGCGAUUCUCGUCUGGGUGAUGACUACAAUAUUCCUCACUGGAUAAACCACAGUUUCUACACGUCCAAAAGCCAGCUCUUUUGUAACAGUUUCACCCCACGGAUAAAACUGGCAGGAAAAAAGCCUGCCUCUGAGAAAGCAAAAAAUGGCCGUGAUACAUCUCUUGGGACUCCGAAAGAAUCUGAGAAUGCCCUUCCCAUCCAAGUAGAUUAUGAUGCCUAUGAUGCUCAAGUGUUCAGGCUGCCCGGCCCAUCCCGAGCUCAGCGCCUCGCCACCUACAGGUCUGUGCGAGAGCGGGAGAGUCACAAUCGAAAGAGUGCCAGCUCCUGUGAUGUCUCAUCCAGCCCUUCCCUGCCCAGCCGUGUGCUCCCCACUGAGGAAGUGAGGAGCCAGGCUUCUGACGACAGCUCCCUGGGCAGGAGCGCCAACAUCCUGAUGAUCCCACACCCCCACCUGCACCAGUAUGAAGUCAGCAGCUCCUUGGGCUACACCAGCACUCGAGAUGUCCUGGAGAACAUGAUGGAGCCACCACAGCGAGACUCUAGCGCGCCGGGGAGGUUCCACGUGGGCAGUGCGGAAUCCAUGCUACACGUUCGACCUGGGGGCUACACGCCCCAGCGGGCACUGAUUAACCCCUUUGCCCCCUCGCGAAUGCCCAUGAAGCUUACCUCCAACAGAAGGCGCUGGAUGCACACUUUUCCUGUGGGACCAUCCGGAGAGGCCAUCCAGAUCCAUCAUCAGACCCGACAGAAUAUGGUGGAGCUACAGGGUAGCGGGCAGAGGGACCCAACCCACUCCUCUGCAGAGCUGCUGGAGUUAGCCUAUCAUGAAGCUGCUGGAAGGCACAGCACUUCCCGCCAGCCUGGUGACGGCAUGUCCUUCUUGAACUUCAGCGGAACAGAAGAGCUUUCUGUCAGCCUGCUUAGCAACAGUGGUGCAGGUAUGAAUCCUAGGACCCAAAAUAAGGAUUCUCUAGAGGACAGUGUUUCUACCUCUCCAGACCCGAUUCUGACACUGUCUGCUCCCCCUGUAGUGCCAGGCUUCUGUUGCACAGUUGGAGUGGACUGGAAGUCUCUCACUACUCCGGCGUGCCUCCCCCUUACUACCGACUACUUCCCCGACCGCCAGGGCCUGCAGAACGACUACACGGAGGGCUGCUACGAUCUCCUCCCAGAAGCGGACAUGGACAGGAGGGAUGAGGAAGGUGUGCAGAUGACGGCCCAGCAGGUGUUUGAAGAGUUCAUUUGCCAGCGUCUCAUGCAGGGCUAUCAAAUCAUAGUGCAGCCCAAGGCACAGAAACCCAACCCCGCCGUCCCACCCCCGCUGAGCAGCAGCCCGCUCUAUAGCCGAGGCCUUGUGUCCCGAAACCGCCCCGAGGAGGAGGACCAGUACUGGCUGAGUAUGGGCAGAACUUUCCACAAAGUGACACUGAAGGAUAAGAUGAUCACAGUGACGCGGUACCUUCCCAAGUACCCUUAUGAAUCUGCCCAGAUCCACUACACCUACAGCCUCUGCCCUUCCCACUCAGACUCAGAGUUCGUCUCCUGUUGGGUGGAGUUCUCCCACGAGCGGCUGGAGGAGUACAAGUGGAAUUACUUGGACCAGUAUAUCUGUUCUGCUGGCUCCGAGGACUUCAGCUUAAUCGAGUCUCUCAAGUUCUGGAGGACCCGCUUUCUGCUCCUGCCAGCCUGUGUCACUGCCACCAAGCGCAUCACGGAGGGGGAGGCCCACUGUGACAUCUAUGGGGACAGGCCCCGGGCAGAUGAGGAAGAGUGGCAGCUCCUGGAUGGCUUUAUCCGCUUUGUGGAGGGCUUGAACCGGAUCCGCAGGCGGCAUCGUUCAGAUCGCAUGAUGCGGGGCCUGAAGGCAGCAGAUGGAGCAGCACGCUUGGGGCAUGAGUCGCGUCUGCCGAGGGAACCGACUCGGGCUGAUGGCCUUGUCACCUCUUCUCUGCUUCAGAAAGGGACCACCAUGAAAGGCUUGCAGAUGACUGGGCCCAUUUCCACGCACUCCCUUGAGUCGACCGGCCCCCCAGUUGGCAAGAAGGGAACCUCAGCUCUGUCUGCCCUGUUGGAGAUGGAGGCCAGUCAGAAGUCCCUAGGAGAACAGCAGGCAGCUGUGCAUGGUGGCAAGAGCUCCGCCCAACCAGCCGAGAGCAGCAGCGUUGCCAUGACUCCCACCUACGUGGACAGCCCACGAAAGGAUGGGGCCUUCUUUAUGGAGUUUGUCCGCAGCCCACGCACAGCAUCAUCCACCUUCUACCCGCAGGUGUCUGUGGACCAGACGGCUGCCCCGGUGUUGGACAGCACCAGUUUGGGGGUAAGCACAGGCCAAUCCGUGGACAGAGGCAACAGCCAGACUUUUGGGAACUCCCAGAACUCAGGGGAACAGGGCUUCCCCUCUGCAAACCUCAGUGACAACAGCUCUCAGCAGCUGGCAGUAAGCUCCUUGACAUCAUCCUCCACCCUCACGGAGAUCCUGGAAGCCAUGAAGCACCCCUCGACAGGAGUCCAGCUGCUCUCUGAACAGAAGGGCCUCUCGCCGUGCUGCUUCAUAAGUGCAGAGGUGGUGCACUGGCUGGUGAACAAUGUGGAGGGGGUCCAGACGCAGGCGAUGGCCAUUGACAUCAUGCAGAAAAUGCUGGAAGAGCAGCUCAUCACGCACGCAUCUGGUGAAGUCUGGCGGACCUUCAUUUAUGGCUUCUAUUUCUACAAGAUAGUAAUGGACAGAGAGCCCGAUCGAGUGGCCAUGCAGCAGCCCACCACCUGGCACACGACGGCGGUGGACGACUUCGCCAGCUUCCAGCGCAAGUGGUUUGAGGUGGCCUUUGUGGCUGAAGAGCUCUUGCACUCCGAGAUUCCUGCCUUCCUCCUGCCCUGGUUGCCCAGCCGGCCAGCCUCCUAUGCAAGCAGGCAUAGCUCCUUCAGCCGCAGCUUUGGAGGACGGAGCCAGGCAGCUGCGCUUUUAGCUGCCACUGUCCCAGAGCAGAGGACUGUGACCCUGGAUGUGGACGUGAACAACCGCACAGACCGGCUGGAGUGGUGCAGCUGUUAUUACCAUGGCAACUUCUCCCUGAAUGCGGCCUUCGAGAUCAAGCUCCACUGGAUGGCAGUGACCGCUGCCGUCCUCUUUGAGAUGGUCCAGGGUUGGCAUCGAAAAGCCACCUCCUGUGGCUUUUUGUUGGUCCCGGUUUUGGAGGGUCCCUUUGCGCUGCCCAGUUACCUGUAUGGAGAUCCACUUCGAGCCCAGCUCUUCAUCCCGCUCAACAUCAGCUGCCUGCUGAAGGAGGGCAGUGAGCACCUGUUUGACAGCUUUGAACCAGAAACAUACUGGGAUCGAAUGCACCUUUUCCAGGAAGCCAUUGCACACAGGUUUGGGUUUGUGCAAGAUAAAUAUUCUGCCUCUGCUUUUAAUUUCCCCGCUGAGAACAAGCCUCAAUACAUCCACGUUACAGGAACAGUGUUCCUACAGCUGCCCUACUCCAAGCGCAAGUUCUCAGGGCAGCAGCGGCGGCGGCGGAACUCCACCAGCUCCACCAACCAGAACAUGUUCUGUGAGGAGCGGGUGGGCUACAACUGGGCCUACAACACCAUGCUGACCAAGACGUGGCGCUCCAGCGCCACGGGGGACGAGAAGUUUGCUGAUCGGCUCCUGAAGGACUUCACGGACUUCUGCAUCAACCGCGACAACCGCCUGGUCACAUUCUGGACGGGUUGCCUGGAGAAGAUGCAUGCUAGCGCCCCAUGAGGCCAGGCUGCGCUGGGGUCAGAGGAUGGGGCGAUCCGGUCUUGCUAUUGAUAUUCAAUAGGAUCAGUCAGGCUCUGGGCAUCAGAGGUCAGUUUGCCACUGUGGGUGGGUGGGGGCCAUGGCCAGUGCUUCUUUCCCCCACAAGUGUUCUUCCACUCGAAGAGAAAGUCUUUGGAAGCAGCUAGUGCUGAGAGCAGGUGGGAGGCCCAGAUGGUCCGAGGGAGGGCUUCAGUGCUGGGGAAAGGGGCAGGCAGCCCCCAAGAAUGUCCUCAGAGAGGGGGUGGCUCCUGUAAGCGUCCUUUUCCUCCACCAUCCGUGGGCCAUUCGGAGCAGAAUCUGCCGCUCCCUGCCCAGAAGUGUGCAGAGGAUGUAAGAUAAUUUUGUGAAAUAGUGUACCAUAGGCUCACACCAACUGUAUAUACCUGUACAUAUCAGAAGCAGGAAUAAAGUGCCACGUGCAGCA
This is a messenger RNA of Equus quagga, 5596 nucleotides long. RefSeq names its product DEP domain containing 5, GATOR1 subcomplex subunit (gene DEPDC5). NCBI's taxonomy places the organism in Eukaryota, Metazoa, Chordata, Mammalia, Perissodactyla, Equidae. Bases 223 to 5133 code for a protein of 1636 amino acids. The record is from RefSeq and is a predicted model, not a curated record. Gene Ontology annotation, cellular component: GATOR1 complex; lysosomal membrane. Gene Ontology annotation, molecular function: GTPase activator activity. The transcript has 43 exons. Gene Ontology annotation, biological process: negative regulation of TORC1 signaling; cellular response to amino acid starvation; intracellular signal transduction.